AACAUUUGAAGUUGAUUUUUUCCUGGCAUUAUGGUCUUAACUCUUAACUAAAGAGCAUUUGUCCUUACAUUAGUUUAGUUAUUGCUACGCCUUUGUUAUUAUUCAAAUGAUACUGUUUGGGAUACCUUGUCAUCAACCAUGAGUGUUAUUUUACUGAUAUUCAACAAAAGCAAGCCCACUCAACAUGAUUGCAAAACUGUGAGGACAAUAACUGUAUAAAUCUACAAGGUCUAGUACAGGUUAUUGCUGAUGGUUACGAUGUCAUUUUUGUUAGAGUUAUAAUAUAAGUCAUGUACCCCUUUAUAUUUAUCUCAUUGUAUGAGGGGUUUCCUGCAUAUGUUCCACACCUGUACAUGUAUAUAUAUAUCGGCCUAUGGCCUCAUGGGAAUACAAGUUGCUUAUUCCUAACAUGGUAUUAGAGCUAGGUCAAUUUUUUUGCACGCUGCAACUCGUGCGUUUGAUCCUCUCUACAUCCCGAUCGAUCUCCAACUAGGGCCGCUCGAAGCCUCCCGCUCGAUCUCGCCCCGAUCGAUCUCCAGCUCCCGCCCGCUUCGAUCUGGUCCCGCAGGUCCCGCUGGCUUCAAUCCCUUCCUGUCUUCGAUCGAUUCCUCCCGAUCGAGCUCCAGCCGGCCCUGCAGCGCUCUCGUCCCGCAGCCAACUCCAAUCGGACUCCCGAAGGCCUACUCCAGCCGGAUCGGUUCCUCCUGAUCGAGCUCCUCCAGCCGGAUCGGUUCCUGCAGCGCUGCUCCAGCCGGUCCUGCAGCGCUCUCUUCCCGCAGCCAACUCCAGCCGGCCCCGGACUCCCGAAGGCCUACUCCAGCCGGAUGGGUUCCUCCUGAUCGAGCAGCGCUCUCGUUUCGCAGGCCCUUCUCCAGCCGAUCGACUUGCUGGUUGCCGGACGCAGGGGCCCAACUCCUGAUCUGUUACCGCCGUGCGCGCCAAAAAAAAAUGUCUACUGGAUCGGGCUAUGUUGCUGUUCCUCGUUGCCCGGUGAUUUUUGAUGGCUCUAACUACACCGAGUUCACUGGCUUCAUGCGCAUUCACAUGCGUGGCAUCCGUCUUUGGGGUGUUCUUUCUGGCGAGGUCUGUUGUCCGCCACGUCCAGUUCCUCCGGUGGCCCCUACCCCGCCAACUCCAUCGGUUCUUCCUACGGAUGCUAAUCAGGCUGCCAAGGAUGCGGCUAAGGUUGCUGAUGAGGUUGCUGAUCGUGCUUAUGAUGAGAGGGUUUUGGCUUAUGAGGAGGCUCUUCAGUUGUAUCAUGGUGCUCUGUCUGCUUACACCCAGUGGCUUGAUGAUGAUGCCCGUGCUGCAGCUGUUCUCACUGCUAGUGUUCUGCCUCAGUUUGCUUCUGAAUUUCUGGGUCUUUCUACUGUCUUUGAGAUGUGGACCCGUCUUCGUGAGCGCUAUCAGCCCUCUGGUGAUGCCUUAUACCUCUCUGUGAUCCGCCAGGAGCAUGCUCUUCAGCAGGGUGACUCUACUGUUGAUGACUUCUAUGCACAGAGUUCUGCUAUCUGGCGUCAGCUUGAUUCUCUCCGUAGUGCUGGGUGUCGUACCUGCCCCUGUUGCCAGGCUGUCCAGGCCAAUUUGGAGUUUCAUCGCGUCUAUGAGUUCUUGUCUCGGCUUCGUAAGGAGUUUGAGCCCCGGCGUGCUCAGUUGUUUGCUCGUGGCCGUAUUUCUCUCAUGGAGGCGCUUUCUGAGAUUCGUGCAGAGGAGACUCGCUUACGUGGUGCUGGUUUGCUGGAGGUUCCCUCGGUACUUGCUACUCGUGCUCCUCCGCCACCUGCUCCAUCGACCACUUCUCGCUCGAGUGCUCCGCCGCUCUUGCCCACUCCUUCUGGAGGCUCCGGUCGCCCCCGUCCACACUGCGCCUAUUGCAACAAUGAUGGUCAUCUUGAGUCUCAGUGCUACACGAAGAAGAAACACCUGCGCAAGGCUCGAUCAUCAUCUUCAGGGACUUCGUCGUCUACCUCGACAGCUUCAGCCAUUGCUUUGACUGAGCAGGAUAUUCUGAGACUUAAGCGUCUGCUCGCGGCUUCAGGUUCUUCCUCGACGGGUAUUGCCGGUUCUGUGACUGAUGCUUCCCGCACUGAGCAAUCACCCUCUACACAGUCAGGACCGUCACACGCACACUCUGGUUGGGGCUGGCCCUCGCCGCCGUGAUUCUCAGGGUCUUUGGGAGUUGGACUGGCUUCAUGUUCCUUCUGCUGCUACCACCAUCGCCAGUUCUUCCGCUUCUGUUGCCUCUGUCACUGGUUCCUUCCAGCAGUGGCAUCAUCGACUUGGUCAUCUGUGUGGAUCUCGGUUGUCUUCUUUAGUUCGUCGAGGCCUUCUGGGGUCUGUCUCAGGAGAUGUCUCUUUAGAGUGUCAGGGUUGUCGUCUUGGUAAGCAGAUUCAGUUACCAUAUUCACAUAGUGAGUCCAUGUCUAAGCGUC
Triticum dicoccoides is the source of this 2432-nucleotide messenger RNA. RefSeq lists its product as uncharacterized. Lineage: Eukaryota; Viridiplantae; Streptophyta; Magnoliopsida; Poales; Poaceae. Bases 949 to 2160 code for a protein of 403 amino acids. The transcript is spliced from 2 exons. The record is from RefSeq and is a predicted model, not a curated record.